CUUUCUUUUGAACUUAAAAACCCGCCGCUUCACUUCCGGUCUCUUCGCUCACGAGCAGAGCCGAAGAAUUUCAAACGAGACAUAACGAAACAAAGUGCGAACGAGGCGUCAGUCACGUAAACAAACAGUCAGCUGUACUGAGACUCUACUGAUGACGACGGUUCGGUCACAGUUAAUGAUCCAUACUUACUGAUCAAUAGUUAAUGACCCAUGAAGAAGUUCGGUUUACUCUCAGUGGACUCAGAACUAGGUUUCUGGAUGGUUUUCUCGAGCAGGGGCAGAUUUAGAGAUUUGGGGGCUGAACUCGGGCACGAGGCCCCUGGGGGCCCCUGAGGUUCCUGGUGACAUCAGCAGUCAGUGCCAUGAACGCCUCGGACAGCGACGAGGACUUAUACAACGAGAGGACGGCGUUGGUCCCGUCGGAGAAUCCGGCAGUCCCGUCCUACAGACCAGAUCCUGACCUGACCCCCCCUGAUGACUCGCCAACCAAAAGGUCUGGGGUGAGCAGGAGGGCGGGUCCAGCUGCAGCAGAUGGUGGCGGUGGCGGUGGAGGCGGAGAUCAGGAGGUGGAUGCAGACGAGGAGGAGCUGACUCUGAAGUACGGAGCCAAGCACGUCAUCAUGCUGUUCAUCCCCGUCACCCUCUGCAUGGUGGUGGUGGUCGCCACCAUCAAGUCCGUCAGCUUCUACACGGAGAAGACCGACCAGCAGCUGAUCUACACGCCGUUCACAGAGAACACGCCAUCUGUCGGCCGCCGGCUCCUCAACUCCGUCCUCAACACCAUCAUCAUGAUCAGCGUCAUCGUGGUCAUGACCAUCUUCCUGGUCGUCCUCUACAAGUAUCGCUGCUACAAGUUCAUCCACGGCUGGCUCAUCCUGUCCUCCCUCAUGCUGCUCUUCUGGUUCAGCUUCAUGUACCUCGGGGAGGUGUUUAAGACGUACAACCUGGCCGUGGACUACCCGACGGUGGGGGUGAUGAUCUGGAACUUCGGGGCGGUGGGGAUGAUCUGUAUCCACUGGAAGGGCCCGCUCCAGCUGCAGCAGGCCUACCUCAUCCUCAUCAGCGCCCUCAUGGCGCUGGUCUUCAUCAAGUACCUGCCCGAGUGGUCGGCCUGGGUCAUCCUGGGCGCCAUCUCCGUCUACGACCUGGUGGCCGUCCUGUCUCCCAAAGGUCCUCUCAGGAUGUUGGUGGAGACGGCUCAGGAACGCAACGAGCCCAUCUUCCCCGCCCUCAUCUACUCCUCUGCCAUGGUGUGGACGGUGGGAAUGGCGAGCCCGAUGGACGCUCAGCGCUCUGAACACGAAACAGAUGAGGAGGCGGAGCAGAGCGUCAGAGGGGCGGAGCCUGAGAGCCGACAGUCCCGGACGUUUGCAGAGGACGAGCUGGAGGAAGACAGGGGGGUGAAGCUAGGCCUCGGUGAUUUCAUCUUCUACAGCGUUCUGGUUGGUAAAGCUGCAGCGACGGGCGGAGACUGGAACACGACGCUCGCCUGCUUCGUCGCCAUUCUGAUUGGUCUGUGCCUGACUCUGCUGCUGUUGGCCAUCUUUAAGAAAGCUCUGCCGGCGCUGCCCAUCUCCAUCACCUUCGGCCUCGUCUUCUACUUCUCCACGGACUUCCUGGUUCAGCCCUUCAUGGACAACCUGGCAGCUCACCAGUUCUACAUCUGAGACGAAGCCCUGCCCACCCCGCCCUCCUGCCCACCCCGCCCUCCUCCUCGUUAUCCUGCAGCCACCGCCGCCGUCUGGUGAUGUAACGCACAAAGACAAAAACUUCCUGCACCCCUCUUCUACCUGUCUCUGAAAGUCUGCUUUAAACAGACCACAGGAAGUGAUGUCACAGACAGGGGAAGCUUGGGGGGCGUUCCCUGGUCGUUUCUGCUCAGGUGUGUCACCUGUUGACCGAUCAUUCAAAGGAAAGAUCCGCCUUAAAUCAUGUAGCUGGUCGUGUUUGUAGAGUCUCUGUCACAUGACUCGCUGUGGCGGCUGACUGUGAUUGGCUGACACUUGAACCCUCACAUCUCCGAGUGCAGAAACAAACCAACAAACAUAAACAGCUGUAUUUGAAUGUUUUACAGAGUUUUAAAGUGGAUUUUUAAGGUGGAUUUUUCCAUGAGGUCACAGAUUCAACACAUUCAAUUCUCAAGUAAAUUUGGACUUUUUUAUGUAAGAAAUAAAAGGUUAUUGAG
Molecule: messenger RNA, 2185 nt
Organism: Seriola dumerili (greater amberjack)
Lineage: Eukaryota; Metazoa; Chordata; Actinopteri; Carangiformes; Carangidae
Gene: psen2
Product: presenilin 2
Exons: 11
Coding region: 363-1667 (434 amino acids)
Biological process (GO): negative regulation of apoptotic process; amyloid precursor protein catabolic process; membrane protein ectodomain proteolysis
Cellular component (GO): neuromuscular junction; mitochondrial inner membrane; dendritic shaft
Molecular function (GO): aspartic endopeptidase activity, intramembrane cleaving
Source: RefSeq, a predicted model, not a curated record